AUUUAACAUAUAAAGAAGGCUCUCGUCUUAAACUCGUUGCAAAGAGGUGAUACCGAGCGUGCGUCGUAGCGAAGUGGGGGAUUCGUAGCAGAUGGCGCGCGGCCAAGCAUCGGCCAUCCGGUGGACCAAAGAGAUCACCAACGCGCAGGUCCUCCGGCUGAUCCGUGCCGAGUCCGAUGUCCGCAAGGCCCUCCUCGUCUUCGACUCCGCCACCGCCGAAUACCCCUCCGGCUUCCGCCACGACGCCGCCACCUUCGCCCACAUGUCCGCCCGCCUCGCCGCCGCCGGCCUCCUCCCCACCGCCUUCUCGGUCCUCGCCCGCGUCCCCGCCGAGCUGGGCCACCCGCCCCCGGAGCCCGUCUUCGCUGCCCUCAUACGCGCCCACGGCCGCGCCCGCCGCCCCCUCGACGCCCUCCGCCUCUUCCACGACGCCCCCCGCCUCCUCCUCCUCCGGCCCUCCAACCGCUCCUACACCGCUCUCCUCGCCGUCCUCGUAGCCCACAACCGCCUAGACCUCGCUAGCCGCCUCUUCGCCGGCAUGAGGGCAGCCGGCGUCCCGCCCUCCGUCGCCUCCUACAACGUCCUCCUCAAGGCCCAUUGCACCGACGCCGGCAGCGGCGCAGACGUGGACGCGGCCCUCCGAGUGUUCCGCAGGCUGCCCGAUCGCGGGUGUCCGCCCGAUUCUUGCAGUUACAACACUGUGAUCGACGGGCUCUGCAAGCAUGGCAGGAUCGGCGAAGCCAAGCAGCUGUUGGAGGAAAUGAGUGACAAGGACUGCUCGCCGACCGUUGUCACCUACACUACUUUGAUCCACGGGAUGUGCCGCUCUGGCUCGCUAGACGAAGCAAUAGAGAUGUUCGACGAAAUGACUAAGAGAGGGAUUAAGCCGAAUGUGUUCACGUACAGUUCAUUGGUCGACGGCCUCUGCAAGGGCGGACGGUCGCUAAAGGCCGUCACUUUGCUGGAUCGGAUGGUCUCGGAGCGAUGCCAGCCGAACGCCAUCACCUAUUCUGCGCUGAUUAAUGGGCUGUGUAAAGAAGGAAGGCUUGGGGAGGCAUUGGAGAUCUUAGAUAGGAUGAGACUGCAGGGGAAAAAGCCAGAUGUAGGAUUGUUUGGCAAGCUCAUCGAUGGGUUGUGCGAGUCUGGCCGUGCCCAGGAAGCCGCAAAUUACCUCGACGAGAUGGUGCUCAGUGGGAUCACACCGAACCGCGUCACCUGGAAUCUCCAUGUGAGGAUUAACAACACAGUUGUGGUGGGGUUGUGCGCUGUUGGUGAUUCAAGCAGGGCUUUACGGGUGCAUCAGAGCAUGAAGAGCAGGGGUAUUUCUACUGAACCGGACACAUUCCAUCAUCUGGUAGAUUGUUACAGCAAGAAGGGAGAUGUGCACAAGGCAGCACGGGUAGUCAGCGAGAUGUUGCUUGAAGGUUGCGUUCCUACCAGGGAGACAUGGGCUGUUGUGAUUGGUGGUUACUGGGAAAGGAGAAAGGUGAGGGAAGCAGCUGAGGUUUUCUUGGAUGGGCUGGUGGUGGGUGUAGCUCUUUGAGGUCUUAAUAAAAAGUAAUUUGAGU
This is a messenger RNA of Musa acuminata subsp. malaccensis (wild Malaysian banana), 1568 nucleotides long. Its product is annotated as pentatricopeptide repeat-containing protein At5g46100. Gene Ontology annotation, molecular function: protein binding. The record is from RefSeq and is a predicted model, not a curated record. Lineage: Eukaryota; Viridiplantae; Streptophyta; Magnoliopsida; Zingiberales; Musaceae.